CAAAAAACAAAAUAAUUAAAAAAAAAUGUCCACCCAAUUUUUACCUUACCUAUCGCGAGACCUGACAAAACUUUUAGAGAAUAAAAAGAAUUAUGAUUUUAUAAUUAAUGUUGAUGAUGAAAAUAAUAAGAAAGAAUUUUGUGUACACUCAAUUAUUCUUGAAGCGAGGUCGUCAUAUUUUAGGAAUUCUCUUUUAAAUGGAUUUACAAAGAAAGAAAAUAAUAUAUAUAUUUUGGAUUUACCUGAUAUCUCUGUUAAUGUUUUCAAUAUUGUAAUUAGAUAUAUUUAUGGUGGCACCAUCGAUCUUGAUCGUAAAGAGGCUUUAGAUAUUUUGAACCUUUUAGUUGUUUGCGAAAAUUUUAAACUCAAAGAAUUAUAUGAUUAUAUUCAAGAUUAUCUUAUAAAGCAUCAUCAAGAUUGGAUCUUUCAGAAUUUUGUGUUAACUCAACAAGUCAGUUUUACAUACUCUGAAUUUACCAAAUUACAAGAUUAUUGGACAGCAAUCGUUGUUGAACAACCAGAAAUUUUAUUUAAUGCUACUGACUUUACAUCUGUAGAUAAAGAUGCAUUAUUGUCCCUUUAUAAAAAUGGAGAUAUAUGUGUGAAAGAAAGUGAAUUAUGGGAUCAUAUUAUUUGUUGGGGUAAGGCCCAAAAUACCAAGUUGUUAGGAGAGAUUUCUGAUUGGACAACGAAUGAAUUUAAUAUUUUAAAGAGAAUUAUCGAAGAUUUUAUACCUCAUAUUAGGUUUUAUGAAAUUUCAUCCGAAGAUUUUUGUUAUAAAAUUAUGCCUUACUGUGGUGUACUUUCGAAUGAAUUAUAUCAAGAUCUUUCAAAAUAUCAUUUAGUACCAAAUUGGCAACCAAUAUUUAAUAACCUUUCACCGAGGAAAAAAGAUUUAAGUGCCUCGAAUUCUCCGAUUAUUACAAAUGUUGUAAAGAAACCUAAUAUGAUCAAUCUUCCCAAUCCUCCCCCUCCCAAUUCUCCUAAGUCACCUAAUACUUUUAAUUCCUCUAUUACAUCUAAUACCCUCAAUUCACCCAAUUCACCCAAUUCACCCAAUACUCUUAAUUCUCCUAGUUCCCCUAAUUCUCCUAGUUCUCCUAAUUCGUAUAGUUCGCAGAGUUCUAACAAAUUUUCUAAUUCAUUCAAUGUUUAUAGUGUUAAUCAUCUUUCUAAUUCUCCAAUUGAAUCUAAACUGAUCAAUAGUGAACAAGCAGCAUUGAUUUCUUCUUGGAUUCAAGGAAAUAAUGAUACCGAGAUAUCAAAUAAAUGGAAGGUUUAUGGAUUUAAAUUACUCAUUCGUGGAAGUCGAGAUGGAUUUACGAGUGCGUCAUUUCACAAAAUGUGUGAUAACAAAGGUCCCACAAUUACAAUUAUAAAAUUGAAAGGUGAAAGUACCAUUAUUGGAGGAUAUAAUCCUAUUAACUGGGAUAUUAAUAAACAUGGAAAUUAUGAAAAUACCUCAGAUAGUUUUAUUUUUAGUUUAGAUAAAGAAAUAAUUUUAUCCAGAGUUUCAAAAUAUGAUACUGCGAUAUUUCAAUCUAGUCGUGGGAUAAGUUUUAGAGACCUACAACUUAUCGAUUAUUUUAGUGCUGAAAAAGGAAUAUAUUUUACCCAUAAUUCAUAUAGUAAAAAAAUACAUGAUAUUGGAUACUCUAGUGCCGAAGAAUAUGAAAUUUUUAGUAUAAUUUUAUAUUCCCCAUAGAUGAGUAAUCAAGAUUAACAACAUAUAAAUACAAAUUUAAUAUGUUUUUUUUCAGACUUAAAUAAAAAUAUUUUCAA
Molecule: messenger RNA, 1782 nt
Organism: Rhizophagus irregularis DAOM 181602=DAOM 197198
Lineage: Eukaryota; Fungi; Glomeromycota; Glomeromycetes; Glomerales; Glomeraceae
Biological process (GO): circadian behavior; adult locomotory behavior; modulation of chemical synaptic transmission
Cellular component (GO): cytoplasm
Molecular function (GO): protein binding
Source: RefSeq, a predicted model, not a curated record